CAGGAGGGCAAAUAAUUGUGGCUUUAACUGCAUCCAGUGAUCAUAUGAAAUGGUGUGUAAUAAUAAGUGCACAGCUUUGUCUGUAUUGUCGCGCGUCUCUUAGGGUCUCUUGAGUUUGGAGAGCGCGUCACUGCUGCUCAUGAGCAGGAACUGCACACAUCCACACUCAGCACAGUGAACAGAGACAAGGAAUAAACACAUCAGUGCUGGAAGACUUUCACAUCUGCCACAAGAGGGAGAGAGAAGAUGAAGACUCUGCACAGAGAAUGAGCGUCUGAAUGAGACGGACGCAGCCCAGCGGACACAAUGACUCUCAAUCACACAGCUUCAAAGUCGGCAAGAAGUAUCCUGGAUCAUGAUGAGCGCUGACUGACCAGUAGAUCAACACCUCACAGCUUCAGCACAAGUGUUGGUACCUAAUUACUUUGCAUCUCACAGAAACAGCCAUGCAGGACGCCAAUAUCAGCCACGUGGCAGCUGUAUACGUGAGUCCUCACAGUCCCGUUCCUGUUCUGGAUGUCCAUGACUACACAGACUUUUACGACAUGAUGGACUACGGGGUCCCGGCGGAGGAGAUGCCGGACACCACGCAGGGCCUGGCCUAUUUUGUGGCCACCAUCGUCAUCGGUGUGGUUCUGGUCUGCAUCAUGCUGGUGUGCGGAUUCGGAAACUUUGUGUUUAUCGCCACUCUGGCCCGAUAUAAGAAGCUCAGAAACCUGACCAAUCUGCUGAUCGCCAACCUGGCCGUGUCGGACUUCAUCGUGGCCGUGGUCUGUUGCCCGUUCCUGGUGGAUUAUUAUGUGGUCAAGCAGCUGUCGUGGGAUCAUGGGAAGGUUUUGUGCGCCUCAGUUAAUUACCUCAGGACUGUGUCUCUGUAUGUGUCCACCAACGCCUUACUGGCCAUCGCUGUCGACAGGUAUAUGGCCAUCGUUCAUCCUCUGAGGCCCAGAAUGAAGCACCAGACGGCGUACUGUUUGAUCACAGGAGUGUGGGUCGUCCCGGUGCUCAUCUCCAUCCCGUCGGCAUACUUCGCAUCUGCCACCAAAGUCCCGCACGGAGCGAACCACAGCAAAACCUUCUGCGCACAGAUCUGGACGGUGGACCAGCAGCUCUACUACCGCUCCUAUUACUUGUUCAUUUUCGCGGUGGAGUUUGUGGGACCGGUGCUCACCAUGGCUUUGUGUUACCUGCGUAUUUCUAAAGAGUUGUGGUUUAAGAGCGUGCCGGGUUUCCAGACGGAGCAGAUUCGUAAACGUCUGCGAUGUCGGAGGAAAACCGUGAUGGUGCUUAUUGGGAUCCUCACGGCUUAUAUCCUCUGCUGGGCUCCGUAUUACGGUUACACCAUCCUGCGGGACUUCCAUCCGACGCUUAUUUCACGGGAGAAGAACUCACUGGUGGCUUUUUACAUCAUCGAGUGCAUCGCGAUGAGCAACAGCAUGAUCAACACCUUCUGCUUCGUCAGCGUCAAGAAUAACACGGUGAAAUACUUCAAGCGGAUCGUUCUGCUGCGCUGGAAAUCCACCUACACCUCCAGGAAGAGCACAGAGGAGACGGACAUCCACCCGCAGACGCACAGCGAAUGUAGGAAGGGAGCAGAAAUCAGCGUCUGUCACGUCACUCAUAUUACUGACGAUUAAAGACUUCGGCUGCACUUUAUUUAACGGUACCAUUCUUACUGUACAAAUCACAGGAGUCAAAGGUCACAUUGAAGUGCUUUGACUUUAAAUUGAUGUUUGAUGUAAUCUCAACUAAAACAUGAAGAGAGGGCGGGGCAUAUAGUAGCCCCUCCCCUUUUUUGAAAAACAGCCAAUAGCAUUUUGUUUUUAUCACAGCUCUCAGCGACUUUCACGUCACUCAUAUUACUGAUGAUUAGAGACUGUGGUCACGCUUUAAUUUAAGGGUACAAUUCUUGCUAUUAAAGUCAUGAUUUUGUCUUUUGUGAACCGAUUGGAUGAUUGGAAGAUGGGCGUGGCUAACAAAAUAGGAAGAUUGACAUACAAAAGCAGUUCAGAAACAAGACCUGCACUGAUAGCCUCACCCUAAAUGACUCAUAGCCCCACCUUAAAUAAAUAAUAUCUCCGCCUUAAAGGACUGAUAGCUCCUCCCUUAAUGACUGAUAACCCUGGCCUAAAUUACUAAUAGCCUUACCCUAAUAGGUUAAUAUCUUCAGCUUCAGUGAUUGAUGUCUCCUCCCAAAAAUAACUGAUGGCUCCUCCCUAAAUGACUUAUGUCUCCUCCCUAAAUGACUGAUAGCUCCU
Molecule: messenger RNA, 2258 nt
Organism: Danio rerio (zebrafish)
Lineage: Eukaryota; Metazoa; Chordata; Actinopteri; Cypriniformes; Danionidae
Source: RefSeq, a predicted model, not a curated record